AUGACAGCGAACGAAGAGGCGGCGAGAGUGGCGUCCUCGUACAAGUACAAGGUCAUUCCUGAUAAGGCCAAACACACAAAACCGCAGAAAUGGAGGCAAUCCAAUCGCUCACAAGUUUCAAGGGGGCCUACGCCCAACAGACCUACGAAUUACGUGAUGUUGGCUGGCAGCUCGUCGUUCAAGGGCAAAAGCGACAUUAAGCCAAGGCCAUGGAGGUCAACGGCUUUAUCGAGAAUAUCCGGGCGGAUUUCACAGAGAAGCUCAGCAGAGCCGACAAGCACACCAAGCAGGAGCUGA
Molecule: messenger RNA, 297 nt
Organism: Ectocarpus siliculosus
Lineage: Eukaryota; Phaeophyceae; Ectocarpales; Ectocarpaceae
Source: the annotation of a GenBank genome assembly